Hemibagrus wyckioides is the source of this 1756-nucleotide messenger RNA. It is a transcript of the gene dtnbp1a, whose product is annotated as dystrobrevin binding protein 1a. The coding region runs from base 242 to 1357 and encodes 371 amino acids. Gene Ontology annotation, cellular component: synaptic vesicle membrane; neuron projection; cytoplasm. The transcript has 10 exons. Gene Ontology annotation, biological process: anterograde synaptic vesicle transport; platelet dense granule organization; negative regulation of protein kinase activity. The record is from RefSeq and is a predicted model, not a curated record. NCBI's taxonomy places the organism in Eukaryota, Metazoa, Chordata, Actinopteri, Siluriformes, Bagridae.
GAUGAACUGAACUAUGGCACGACUGCGAGUGGUAGCCAAUCAGAGCACAGAAUGCGGAGUGGUGCCGGAAUACGGGUUGGAGUCAAAUCUGUUGUGACAGUCGGAUGGUGUGGAGUAACUUUAAUGCUGUAGUGGAUCAGGAUGGCAGGAAUUUUGUAUUGUUAAGAUGAUGGAUUAUAAUCAGGUAGCUGUAUGCUAACCCGUCAUAGCUGUAGUGAGAAUUGAAUACGAUAAAAGAGAAAUGUUUGAGAAUUUCAGAGAGAGACUGCAGAGCGUGCAGCAGGACUUUACAUCAGGAAUCAAGACCUUGAGCGACAAGUCCAAGGAGGCUAAAGUGAGGAAGAAACAGAGAAGAGAAGAGUAUUUCCCUCAGUACUCCGCUGGACUGGAGCUGUUGAAUCGAUAUGAGGAAACCUGGGUGACGCUGCACAAACGAACCAAAGAAUGUGCCAAAGCUGCAGAAGUGGUGGAUGGAGAUGUGGUGAUGCUCUCGGCUCACUGGGAGAGGAGGAGAGGAGCCCUGCUCGAGCUACACGAACAAUUACAACAGAUUCCAUCCUUGAUCACAGAUCUGGAGUCCAUCACUGCUCGAGUCGCUCAGCUCGAGUCUGACUUUGAGGAGAUGGAGAGUCACCUGGUGCACUUGGAGAAUCUGUGUGGUCAGUGUGAGCUGCAACGCUUCAAACACUUUCAGACUCUACAGCUGGAGAACUACAAGAAGAAGAAGAGGAAAGAACUGGAAUCUCUUAAAGCCGAGUUGGAUUCUGAGCACGCCCAGAAGGUCUUGGAGAUGGAACACGCACAGCAAGCGAAGCUGAAGGAGAGACAAAAGUAUUUCGAAGAAGCGUUUCAACAAGACAUGGAGCAAUAUCUGUCUACUGGCUACUUACGGAUCACUGACAGGAGAGCAUGUCCAAUAGGCAGCAUGUCCUCUAUGGAGGUGAAUGUGGAUAUGUUGGAGCAGAUGGAUCUUACCGACGUGUCUGACCAUGAGGCUCUGGAUGUUUUCCUCAAUUCUGCGGGUGAUGAGAGCAGUCCUGUGCCUGCAGUCAGAGCUCCAGAUGCUGAGAUCAGCCUGAAGGUUCCAAACAACACAGAACUGAGACAGAACGUCUCGUCCAUCUCGUCCUCAUGCACGGACUCAUACAGUGGUGUAACUGAGGGACCGGACGAGGAGGAGGACGGCAGCGAUGAGAGCAGUGACGCAGGACACUCACCCCUGGUUCAGUGCGAUGAGGAGGAGGUGCAGGCUGACAUGACUCUCGUGGGCCUCGCAGACAACGAGGAGGGACUCAAAAACUCAGAUGACAGUGACACAGGCACCCCAAUGUCCUCAGAGCAACGGAAAAAGGAGUAAAAUAUCUGCUCAGGCUUCUGACCCAGGCAUCCUGGAGCCGAGUGAAAUGAACUUGAGGUGGAGCUUUGAGGCUUGGACUGACUCACUUUCGAGAAAAAUCUUCCUGCUUUGUUUUUCAGCACUGUGACUUUGCUUAAGAAAAUAUUGUAUCACAAGUCUAAGUAUUAUAUAAAAAGCCUGCAGCAUAAACGCCAGAGAAUAAACCUAGACCUAUUAUUAUAUCUACUCAUAAUAAUUCCAUGUGAACAGUGAGAUGUGAACUUUUGAGCUCAUUUUUGCAGUUUAAUGGCAUUUACUUCAUAACCAAAUGAAGAUAAAUGCAUUUAGGGCUUCGAUGAGUUUUUGAUCAAACUUCUUGCUUGUGUUUCUCAGCUCUUGAAUAAACUAGCUGUGAAUGUU